Mycena indigotica is the source of this 1302-nucleotide messenger RNA. RefSeq lists its product as uncharacterized. The transcript is spliced from 7 exons. Gene Ontology annotation, molecular function: metal ion binding; mRNA binding. NCBI's taxonomy places the organism in Eukaryota, Fungi, Basidiomycota, Agaricomycetes, Agaricales, Mycenaceae. Bases 1 to 1302 code for a protein of 433 amino acids. The record is from RefSeq and is a predicted model, not a curated record.
AUGGCCUCCCCCGACACGACUGUCGGUCUACCGACAACCAGCCCCACCAAACGAGCCUCUCAGAAAAAACGUCACACCAAACCAUGUCGUUACUACCAAGUCGGCAAAUGUCCCCAUUCCGCACAAGAGGACUGCGAUUUUGCGCAUGUUUACGCUGACCAGAUGCCCGCCAUUGGCCCUGAACCAAAGCAAUGUCGUUAUUGGGCUCAAGGCAAUUGCACGAACGGCAUUUGGUGUCAAUAUAAGCAUGGAGAUGCGGCGGACGCUGCGGUCCUUGAAGAGUAUCGACAGUUAGCCUUAGCUAAUCAAGGUCUCGUCGUCGAAACAACAGCCGCCGCUGUACCGCCUGCAGCCCACCCGACUUACAUGUCGUCGGCUCCUUGGUCACCAUAUAGCCCUGACGGCUUCCAGUACUAUCAGCAAUAUUCUGAUAACGCGUCGUCUUUGCCACCGCCAGGUUCUGAUUCUUCGUCGGACGACUAUCCGUUAUUCUCCUACUCAAGCGUCCAAUAUGCAGUCCCCCUCAGCCCUGGAUUUGGACCCAUGCCAUAUGAGCCAUUCCUUCCUACGAGCCCUGGUCCGAUGAGCCCAGUCUUUCGAAGGGAUUCGACCCCAUUGUAUGACAUCUUUGGGAGUCCCCAGCCGUUCUUCGCUGGUGCUGCUGCCUCACAACCAGCGUCGACUUGGCCCGACCCAUAUCCAGGUCCACUGGCAAAUCGUCAGCGCUUCCCCAGCUAUCGAACCAAGCCAUGCCGGUAUUUCAAACCUGGAAGUGUCUGUCCAAACGGCGAAAAGUGUAAUUUUCUCCAUGCAGAUCAGUCAGAAACGCCGACAAAAGAGAUCCUAAAAUCUACGACAGCUCCUCCUUCGACUCCAGAAGCCAGUCCACCAUCUCCGUUGCACGCCUCACUUCCUGCGCGGCCAUUAUCGCAACGCGAAGAAAAUACCCGACGCGGCUAUUUCCCCAUCUCGUGGCGCGUUAUCGGGGGUGGGGUAUUAUGUGGCGGCCCUGCGAAAGGCGGGUCUGAUGUGGAUUCAGACUCGAUCUCAGAAGACUCGAUUGACGAUGUGCUUUAUACCGUCCCCCCUGGACUUGGGCGACCAGAACAAGUGACUUUUGCAUUCCCGAGCAUUGCGUCGACAGAUAUAGAACCUGAUGCUCACGACGGAACUCCUAACACCGCUUCCGUUGCGUCUCAGGCCGGGACCAGACAAAGAGCUUCGUCUAUACCUUCUGCGCCAAUCAUCGAGCAUAUGGAUGUUCUCAAGCUCUUUUUGGCGGAAUCUCCGGGUGGAUUGUGA